UCUGUAUAGCAUGUAUAGCUUUGUAAGAAUUGCUUCUCAUCGCUACGGAGAUAUUGUUUCUGCAGCUGUGACCCCCAACUAUCACCAACAUGCAUCUGCUACCGAGAGAACAGGACAAGCUCCUGCUCGCCAACCUUGGUUUCCUAGCUCAGAAACGGCUCGCCAGGGGUCUCAAGCUGAACAGAUCAGAGGCCGUCGCUCUGAUAGCUUUCCAAUUACAAGAAUACGUACGAGAUGGCAAGCUCAAUGUGGCCGACUUGAUGCAGCUCGGCAAAGAGUUUCUGGGCAGACGGCAUGUGAUGGAAGGGGUCGAGGAGUCGAUACACGACAUUCAGAUCGAAGGGACCUUUCAGGACAGGACGUUCUUGGUGACCGUACACGAUCCUAUAUGCUCGGACGAUGGGAAUCUCGAGAACGCCUUGUACGGCUCCUUCCUCCCCAUCCCUUCUGCCGACCUCUUCCCGCCCAUCACGAAUCGCCCCAAGGCUUACGAACUUCCCGGAGCGGUCGUCUGCAAGAGGGAACCCAUCAAGUUGAAUGAAGGACGUAAAAAGUGGAAACUCAAGGUCGCCAACGAGGGGGACCGACCGAUUCAAAUCGGAUCCCAUUACCCAUUCCUGGAGACGAAUGGCUCUCUGCGUUUCGACCGAAUCCUCGCCUUCCAGCAAGUUCUUCGUCUUGAUAUUCCCGCAGGCACGGCUGUCCGUUUCGAGCCAGGCGAGAGCAAGUCGGUUGUCAUGACGCAAUUCGGUGGGAAACAGCUCGUACAGGGUGGAAGUGGGAUCGCUACUGCUGUCAGGGAUGCAGGACUGGACGCUAAGUCUUUGGAAGGCGUAGAGUUGGUCAGAAGUUUGCUGGACAAGGGAGGCUUCGCUAUUGGAAACGAAGGUCAGGCAGAGGAGAUCUUUGUCUCCAAGGAGAUGGAGCGGGAAGUCUACGCAUCGAUGUUCGGUCCCACUACUGGAGACCGAGUGAGGCUUGGAGACACCGACCUGUGGAUCGAGGUGGAAAAGGAUUACACCGUCUACGGAGACGAGUGCAAGUUCGGGGGAGGCAAAACCCUGCGAGACGGACAAGGUCAAGCGUCCGACCGCUCCGAUGCCGAAGUGCUCGACCUGGUCAUUACCAACGCCCUCGUCAUCGACUGGUCGGGCAUCUUCAAGGCAGACAUCGGGGUCAAGAACAGCAAGAUCGUCGGGAUCGGAAAGGCAGGAAACCCCGAUACGAUGGACAAUGUGACCGAGGGAAUGAUCGUUGGCUCGAAUACCGAGGUCAUUGCCGGAGAGAAGCUCAUCGUCACGGCAGGGGCGAUCGAUGCGCACGUCCACUACAUCUGCACUGAUCUCUGGAAAGAGGCCAUGGCGUCGGGUAUCACGACCUUGAUUGGAGGCGGGACUGGACCUGCUGCUGGAUCCAACGCGACGACCUGUACCUCGUCCAAAUUCUACAUCGAGACGAUGAUGGCCGCGACGGACGGGAUCCCUCUCAACUUUGCGUUCACCGGUAAAGGAAACGAUUCGGGCGCCAGCCGUCAAGCUCUCAAGGACGUAGUUGAAGCCGGAGCGGCCGGUCUCAAGCUGCAUGAAGACUGGGGUAGCACGCCAGAGUGUAUCGAUCGAGCGUUGUCUAUCGGGGAUGAGUACGACGUUCAGGUCAAUAUCCAUACCGACACGCUCAACGAAUCCGGUUUCGUCGAGACGACGAUCGACGCGUUCAAGGGCAGAACGAUCCACACGUACCAUACGGAAGGAGCGGGAGGUGGACACGCCCCGGACAUUAUUGUCGUAUGCGAACACCCAAACGUCCUGCCGAGUUCCACGAACCCAACCCGACCUUAUGCUCACAACACCCUGGACGAGCAUCUCGACAUGCUGAUGGUCUGUCACCAUCUCGACAAGUCGAUCCCCGAAGACAUCGCCUUUGCCGACUCUCGUAUCCGAGCCGAGACCGUCGCCGCCGAAGACGUCCUCCACGACACGGGCGCCAUCUCGAUGAUGAGCAGCGAUUCUCAAGCAAUGGGGCGGAUCGGCGAAGUCGUCACCCGGACCUGGCGGACGGCUGACAAGAUGAAGGGCGUCAGGGGUUCUCUGGAGGGGGACGGGGAGAUGUGCGAUAACAAUCGGGUCAAGCGGUACAUCUCCAAGUAUACCAUCAAUCCAGCGAUCUGCCAUGGAAUGUCGCAUCUGAUCGGUCAGGUCGCCGUGGGAUGUCUGGCCGAUCUGGUCAUCUGGAAACCUGAAAACUUUGGUGCAAAACCCGAGAUGAUCGUCAAGGGGGGUGUCAUCGCAUGGGCGCAGAUGGGAGAAGCUAACGGGUCGAUCCCGACGGUCCAACCGGCUUAUGGUCGACCGAUGUGGGCGGCUCAACCGUCCUCAGUCGGUAAACAUUCUAUCAUCUGGGCUUCAAAGGCGUCAAUCGAGAACGGAACGAUCGCGUCGUACGGUCUGAAGAAGAUGGCCGAGCCGGUGAUCAAUUGUAGAGAUAUCAGUAAGAGGAGUAUGAAGCAUAACAACAGUCUGCCCAAGAUGACCGUCGACCCGGAGACGUACGAAGUCAAGGCGGAUGGCGUAUUGUGUGACGCACCGCCAGCCACAUCGGUAACACUAGGGAAGAAACAUUUCGUGUUCUAGCUUCUGUGUCUGCAUGAACGUUGUACAAGGAGAAAUAACAAGGAAUUGGACCUGCUGCUGAACUAGGCUG
This is a messenger RNA of Filobasidium floriforme, 2700 nucleotides long. RefSeq lists its product as uncharacterized. Gene Ontology annotation, molecular function: nickel cation binding; urease activity. The record is from RefSeq and is a predicted model, not a curated record. The transcript has 15 exons. Gene Ontology annotation, cellular component: urease complex. Gene Ontology annotation, biological process: urea catabolic process. Bases 90 to 2630 code for a protein of 846 amino acids. Lineage: Eukaryota; Fungi; Basidiomycota; Tremellomycetes; Filobasidiales; Filobasidiaceae.